AUGAAGCGACAUACACGUGUUCCCACGUCGAGACGUGGUGCAAGACGGCCACGCAAAAGGGCGUUGGAAACUCUAGUGACGGAGUCGCCAGAGAGGUCUGCUGGGAUCGAGCCUGACGGUCAGGGACAGACUCCUCAUGGUACUGCGGGUGCGUCGGCCUCUCAGAUUCAGACGGUUCCUUCUCUAGAGGUACCCACCUUGACCGUACCCAUUGGACCCACCCCUACAGUAUUUACUGUACCACCUACGGUGUACCCGGCCUCUUCACCAGCAGUACCACCUGUGGCAUACCCGGCCCAUCCACCAACAGUGCUUGCUACUGCAUACCCAACACCCACACCAACAGUACCAGUUGCUCCUUAUCCGGUACCACCACCUACCAUAUCUCCAGUUGCUCCUACCUAUAUUUUACCUGCAGUGCCACCAGCGGUACCUACCCCGUUUUAUGCAGUAGCACCAGGGGUACCUUCCCCCGCCUAUACAGUGGUACCACCCUUAGUAUCAACUCCAGUGAUUCCAUCAGUUCCCGUGGCGAUUCCUACUCACCCUACUGAUAUGAUUGCGACACGAGCUCAGAUCCCAGCUUUGGCAGAGUCAGUGAAAAGCUGA
Molecule: messenger RNA, 609 nt
Organism: Zingiber officinale
Lineage: Eukaryota; Viridiplantae; Streptophyta; Magnoliopsida; Zingiberales; Zingiberaceae
Product: extensin-like
Exons: 1
Coding region: 1-609 (202 amino acids)
Source: RefSeq, a predicted model, not a curated record